Molecule: messenger RNA, 8558 nt
Organism: Eupeodes corollae
Lineage: Eukaryota; Metazoa; Arthropoda; Insecta; Diptera; Syrphidae
Gene: CASK
Product: peripheral plasma membrane protein CASK
Exons: 26
Coding region: 1408-4344 (978 amino acids)
Biological process (GO): protein phosphorylation; regulation of neurotransmitter secretion
Cellular component (GO): plasma membrane; cell-cell junction
Molecular function (GO): protein kinase activity; ATP binding; signaling receptor binding
Source: RefSeq, a predicted model, not a curated record
UCAACUAAAGUGAACUGAGUUAGACUGUCAACAAAAUAAAAAUUAAGUCGAGGGUAUGUUUGUACGUUUUUCGUGUAAAAUAAUUGUUUUUAUCUCAUCAAAAAUCAAAUAAAAUAGUUCGUCGGAGUUUAUUCUAAGCCGUGCAUAUAAAAAAAGUUUAAUUCACAUCAGAAAAACAGUGCAAAACUCAAGUUUCAGUCAAUUUUCAAGCCAUUGAAUAUUUCAUUAUCUUCUGUGCAACAUUGAAAAUUUUCGGGUGUCUGCUGCUACUCUGCUAUUAAUCGUUUUGCUCUUAAACUCGUAGUUUUCCUUUCGGUUUUUCCGAAGAGAAUGAAAAUUCUUCGUCUGGUCGUGAAUUGAGAAGCAUUUCUAGUGAAGUUGUUGUUGUGGACUUGUGUUCUUAUUGGGGUGUGUUUGCUCUUGUUUAUCGAAUUUUGCAGUUUCGUCUUUCGUGCCACUAUAAGGAUUUUCCUGUUUCCAAUUUGUCUAGUGUCUAGUGUAAUUUAGCUUCGAACAACUUUGCAAUUGAUCAAAAGGACUUUAACAGGAAAUGACUACCAUUCACAAAGAUUCAGUUUACUUUGGAAAAAAAAUAUAACGUUAACUAAAACAGCAUACAAGAACGUUCUUCACAAAAUUUUUGUUUGGCGCUUUCUAUGUAAACAAGGAAAACUUUUUGUCAAAAGAAUACCAUUUCAAAUAAAGAAAGAAAAUCGAAGGAUAUCGUUGUAUUGAGCAGAGUGCAACGGCCAUUUCAACACCAUCAGGAACUACAACUACAUUUACUAUAAGCGCAUUGCAACAGUUGGCGUAAAGCCAAUAGUAAAAUUCCAUGUUACUAGCUCUCCUUCUCCGGGUCCGGAACAUGAUUAGAAAAACAAACAAAUAGCAAAAAGGACACACACAAUCCUGCUGCUUUGUACUGCAAGAGUUUUUGAAUGGAUAACUUAAUCCGCGACUGUUUGUAAACAUAUAUGUGUUAAUAGAUAUAGCUGGAUGUGUUGUGUUUAUUUUCGUUUUAACCAAAGGGGGAUACCUAUGUAUGUAAAAAUGUAUACCAAACUAAUGCUGUAAGGAUUUGUGAGGAACAUUAUUUGUGACUCGAUAUUUUAACAUUGUUUUAAAAGUUUUAACUGGGUAGUGUAAAGACUGUACACAUCCUUGCGUGGGUGUCAAAUCUUGUGAUUUAUCACAUGUUUCAAGUGUGAAAGUUUUAGUCUGUACUUAAAAAAACGUUUUGUGUGGAUUGAAAUAAAGAGCGAAAGAGAGUUCAUAUAGUUAAGGUCAAAGUGUUUGGCGAAGGUGUUUCAUCUAUCCUCGGAUUGAGUGUUUUGAUUUUGUGAUUUUCAACGACGACGUUGGAUUCGAAAGGAUAUUUACCUGCAGUGUAACUAAUUCGUUGUUAACAUGGCUGAGGAUGAAGUACUGUUUGAUGAUGUUUACGAACUUUGUGAAAUAAUUGGAAAGGGACCAUUUUCCAUUGUAAGAAGAUGCAUUCAUCGGGAAUCUGGACAACAGUUCGCGGUGAAAAUAGUAGACGUAGCAAAGUUUACUGCAAGCCCCGGAUUGAGUACAGCGGAUUUAAAACGAGAAGCCACCAUCUGCCACAUGCUGAAACACCCACACAUUGUUGAACUCCUGGAGACCUACAGCUCUGAAGGGAUGCUUUACAUGGUCUUUGAGUUUAUGGAAGGAUCAGAUUUGUGUUUCGAAGUUGUCCGUAGAGCAGUGGCAGGAUUUGUGUAUAGCGAAGCGGUAGCUUGUCAUUAUAUGCGUCAAAUACUUGAGGCACUUCGAUAUUGCCACGAAAACGAUAUAUUGCAUCGUGAUGUAAGGCCAGCUUGUGCGCUUUUAGCUACCGCAGACAACUCUGCUCCAGUAAAAUUAGGUGGAUUUGGUUCAGCUAUACAGCUUCCUGGAGGCAGAGAUACUAUAGAAACCCAUGAGUUAGAUAUGGAUGUCAAAUGUUUGAUAAUGACACCACGAGGAAAGCUUUAUUUAAAAACUGACGAGGAGGGUCGUGUCGGUUGCCCACAUUACAUGUCGCCAGAAGUUGUAUCAAGGCGAAUUUAUGGCAAAGGAUGUGAUGUUUGGGGUGCUGGUGUUAUGCUGCAUGUGUUGCUGUCAGGACGACUGCCAUUCCUGGGAUCGGGAAAGCGAUUGCAGGAUUCUAUUGCACGUGGGAUGAUUUCGUUUGAUGCACCCGAAUGGAAAUCGAUUUCUUCAACAGCCAAGGAUUUGGUUAUGAAAAUGCUUGCCGCAAACUCACAUCAUAGACCAUCGAUAACAGAAGUCCUUGAUCAUCCAUGGAUGCGAGAUCGAGAUAAGUUACAGAGACAGCAUUUGGCUGAUACUGUCGAGGAGCUAAAACGGUAUAAUGCCCGAAGAAAAUUGAAAGGAGCUGUACAAGCUAUUGCUGGUGGUAUUGCAAUGGAUCCUCUGUUUGGAACCGACACCGAUUCAAUGCCUAUUGGAACAGCAUCCGAAACUUUAAACGAAUGGGCUGAUGAAGAGGCUGGCCUCGAAGCUGUUCAACGAGUAAUAGAUUCUUUAGAUGAUAUAUAUGCUCUACAAGAUACAUUUGUGGAUCCAGAGGUAUUGAGAGAAAUGCUGCGAGACAACAAACUCCAUCAACUUCUUCAGCUUUACGAUCGAAUAAGUUGCAACGUUAUGUCGCCAUCGAGAGCACCACCUGGAGAUGCGGUUUCACGAAGCCGUGAUGCUAUUGAUGCGAUUUCAUCCUCAACUAGCCACAAAUUCGCGCGGGAAAAAGCGGAGCUGAUGCAGCUGCUCGUAUCACCACAUUUACAGGUAAACCAAUCAACAGAUCAGCAUAACUUUCAACAGCAUGUAUGUGAAGAUGCUUACCCAGCGUAUCAUAUGCAAGCUCUUUUGCACACGCAUGACGUUGUCGCAAGAGAGGUAUACGGUGAGGAGGCUUUACGGGUAACACCCCCGCCACUAGCGCCCUAUAUCAAUGGUGAUGACAUCGAUAAUGUUGACAGUGGCGAACUGCAGCAUGUGACUAGAGUACGUUUGGUGCAGUUCCAGAAGAACACCGAUGAGCCAAUGGGUAUAACUUUGAAAAUGACCGAAGAUGGACGCUGUAUUGUAGCUAGGAUAAUGCAUGGCGGUAUGAUACAUCGCCAGGCAACUUUACAUGUGGGCGAUGAAAUUCGGGAAAUUAAUGGCCAACCAGUGCAACAUCAAUCCGUUGGUCAAUUACAACGAAUGCUGCGCGAAGCUCGUGGUUCUGUUACCUUUAAAAUAGUUCCUUCGUACCGGAGUGCUCCGCCACCUUGUGAGCUGUUCAGGAUUAGGCCUGCUCCAGUUCUAGUCGAACAGAUUUUUGUACGAGCACAAUUCGACUAUAAUCCUUUGGAUGAUGAGCUUAUUCCCUGUGCUCAAGCUGGAAUUGCUUUCCAGACUGGUGAUAUUUUACAAAUAAUUAGCAAGGAUGACCAACAUUGGUGGCAAGCUAGACUGGAUACGGCUGGUGGUUCAGCUGGGUUAAUUCCUUCGCCAGAACUACAGGAAUGGAGAAUUGCUUGUCAAACGGUGGAUAAAAGCAAACAGGAGCAAGGCGAAGCUGGACCUGGAUGUUCGGCUCAUGCCGACGGAUGUGAUGGAUCGACAGUUAAUUGCUCGAUUUUCGGACGAAAAAAAAAGCAAUGCCGGGACAAGUACUUGGCCAAACAUAACGCUGUGUUCGAUAAUUUGGAUUUAGUGACAUAUGAGGAGGUUGUUAAAGUGCCAGUUGCUGAUCCCAGCUUUCAUCGGAAAACUUUAGUAUUAUUAGGCGCACAUGGUGUUGGUCGUCGUCAUAUCAAAAACACUCUUAUAGCUAAGUAUCCAGAUAAAUAUGCUUAUCCAAUACCACAUACAACGAGACCUCCAAGGCCGGAUGAGGAAAAUGGUCGCAGCUACUAUUUUGUGUCACAUGACGAAAUGAUGGCCGACAUUGCAGCAAACGAGUAUCUCGAAUAUGGCACUCACGAGGACGCAAUGUACGGCACGAAAUUAGAUACAAUUCGACGCAUUCACACUGAUGGCAAAAUGGCAAUAUUGGACGUGGAACCACAAGCGCUUAAAAUCCUUCGAACUGCUGAGUUCACUCCGUAUGUUGUGUUUAUAGCUGCUCCAUCAUUGCAAAACAUAGCCGAUUAUGAUGGGAGCCUGGAACGUCUGGCCAAAGAGUCAGAUAUGCUCCGUCAGGCGUAUGGUCAUUUCUUUGACUUCACAAUAGUCAACAAUGACAUUGGCGAGACAAUAGCAGCGCUGGAGAAUGCAAUCGAUCGAGUUCACACCACAGCACAAUGGGUACCCGUGUCUUGGCUAUACUGACAAGACAGUGAGCUAGAAUGUCCGGACUGUUUGGAAGGAUGCGAUUGUGAAUGUGAAUUGGUUGACUCUCAAUAUAAUCUUAACUAAAUAGAGCCAAAAAAGCUUUUUGAAACAACAACAACACAAAUAUUUAAUUAAUUGUUUUCUGUUAAUUUUAGUUUUUUUUGUAUGUAUAACUUUUUUUUUAUUAUUUAUAACCUGAAAUUAAUUUCCAUUCCACUUAAUCUAGGUUUAAUUUUUAUCAAGUUAAAAAAUAACAUUUUAAACAAAAAGAAAAUAUUUGGAUUUAAUAUAAUUCACUGAACCCUAAGUAAUCUAAAACAAAAACAAAAAAACUUACAAGCUAUUUUUCCACAACACUCAAAAGUAUAAAGCAAUGGACAAUGAAAAAUCAUUUCCGAAGAACAAUCGCACUUUUAUUCUUCAAAAAAACAAAAACCAAAAAACGACGCAAUAACUAAAACAUAAAAGAAACUUAAGAAAAUUAGAAUUUAAUCAUAAAUAGAGUGAGCACACAUAUUACCUAAAAAAUAAGUAAAAACCCACAAAAUCACACUAUAUAGAGACUUUGGAGUAGAUUUUGGAAAACAAAAAUAAUAAAUUACAAAAUAAUAUUAAAACAACAUUUACUCAGGACGAAUUUACAAAAAUUCGCAUUGAACUUAUCAAGGUAUAAGAAAAACAAAACAACCAAAACAUUCGACUCAUGCAGUGCUGUAAAGGAUGCAUUUUUUUGAAAAGUUCUUUUCUUAGUAUACACAAAUUUAAUUGUUUGGAAUAGUGUGAAUCACCAAGACACCAAACAUCAAAAAAGUGAAUUUAAAAAUUAACUUAUUUUACUACCUACUAGAAUUAUAGCAUUUUAGAUUUAUUUGAAUUUUAAAUUCAUUAGAAGUUUAAUAACCUCAAGAGAGUACAAAACUUUAAACCAAAUUUGAGGUUUCAUACUCCCACAAAUAUUAACCUGGUGAAAAAUUGCACAGCAAUCACAUCUAGCUUUCCAUUUAAUUCAUAACAAUUUAUUGAGCUUGUUACUUUUCUUGACAUGCAAUUGUUCAAAAACAUCAACAAUAAAUCAAUUAAAUAAAAAAUGCAUUCUUAUACAGCCUUGGUACUCAUAAAGACUUUCAAAAAAUUUCAUCAUUCCAGUUUUAGAAACAAUUACAAUUAUUUAUGUUUUUUUGUUUUUACUAUUUGUUAAUUUAAAUUUUUAUUAAUUUUCCAAUUAACACAAUUAAGUAGCGAAUCAAGCCUUUCAAACAUUCCAUUAACUAAACAAGAAGGGUAAAAAUUAGGAUGUGAAGCGAUAAAGAGUAAAUUAACAAAUAAACUCAAAAACAUUUACCAAUAAGAGAAUUUAAUCUUUAGCGCAAAAGAACAGACAAAAAUUGACAUUCUACAAGAAUUAAAACAAAUUAAAAUUAAAUACCAAAAUAAUAACUAUAAUUAACAUUCCCGAGCACAAAUUAAACCAAAAAUAAUUAAAAAAAAAUAAGACCCUUAACCUGUAUGACGGGGUUGCGUAUGUAAUUUCUUUUGUUUGAGCGAAGGGUGUGCGUGAAUAUAAUUAGUUUAUGAUGAAUGAAAAACUCAAACCAAUGUUAACAUUAAAUUUAAAAAUAAUUAAAUAUUUAAGAUAAUACAUUUUUAAAAUAAAUUAAAACCAAAAAAAUUGAAUUUAAAAAAAAUGAAAAACAUAAUAAAUAAAUUUAUUCAAUAAAAAAAAACUUUAAUAGUGAAUUAAAAAAAAAUAGGUGAAUUAAACGAAUUAAAAACAAAUUAAAUCAGUUUUGAAAGUAAAAUUAAAACCAAAAAAUAAUAUAUUCUAUUUCCAUCAUGGCAAACGUGUUAUGAAUUGUACCAAAUCUUCCCAUUGCAUUAAAGUUAAAAAAAAUAUCACAUGUGGCGUUUCUUUACAAUUAAAACAAAAUUGUUUGCUUGUUUUUUAUUUAAAACUUUAUUUAUAAAUAACUAUAUUCAGUUUUUAUUAAAAUUAUGCAACAUUCAAAUUAUGUGAUUCUUUUUCUUGCAAGAGUUAAAGCUCAAAAAAAUGUUUUUGUUGGUAUGAAACGCAAUUUAAAAUAUUCGGAUGUUUAUAAGAAUGUUACUUUAGAGAAAAAUGUUAAUGUCUAUGCCUAGUAUGAAUUUAAAUUUGGUAACAAACAUUUACUAAAUAUUUAAUUUUUUUCCCACAUUAAUUUCUUUGAAAUUUCAAAUUUCUUUGAAAUUUCAAACAGUUAAAAAACACUUGCCCACAGAAAUCGCUUUGACUAAAAUUUUGUAGUUUAAGUCACACGUUCAUUUUCCUCAAAAAGUUGUGUUGAUUUUAAAGAACGAAUAGAAAACAGUAGGCUCAUCUAAGUGUAAACAAUUUAUAUAAUUCAAGAGUAGCAACUCUGAAUGAAAUAAAACAUUGAGCUUUGCUAAUUAAUUUUAUUGUGAUACCACAAAUAUAUUUUGUAAUCUCUGCAAGGUAAAGGAACACACUAAUUCGAUCAAGUUAUAGUCAAUUUUUCGUUUUAAAUUAACUGAUAGUUUGUUUUCCAUAUUAGAUUUGAUUCUAGUAAGUAUGGAUUUUACUCAAAUUGUAUGAAUGUAUUUAUCAGAUACAAAACAACUUUAAGGAAAGUCAAAAGACAUGUGAUUUUAACAAGAGGCAUUAAACCAACACCAACAAAAAUGUACCAAUACUUCCUUACUGGCAACAAAUUUCAGAACGACCUACCAAAAAAUAAUAAAAUUAAAUUCAAAAGACAAGAGGAUUGUACUUUUCAAUUAUUGAGCUUAACAUCUAUUUAAUAAACAAAAAAACCUAUUUAAAAAUAAACAUUUCAAAAUGAAAUUAAAUUAAAGUUUAAAUGAAACAAAUUAACAAAAGCAAAAUGAAAUAAAUACACAUCUAUGGUUUCAAGAAAUUAUAAACAAACUAUAAAACUAUUAUAUAGGAAAAAACUAAAAAAAAAACAAACGUUUACAUUUCGUAUUUAUUUCAAUUUAAUUGUACAAACAAAAUUAUUUUUGAACUUUGUUUUAUUUUUUAAUUCAUAAAAGGCACAAAUCUAUCGAGUAUUUUACAUAUAUAAAAUAGUUUUAACUUAUACCACUAAAAUUAAAAUAAAACAUUCCAUUUCUUCAUUAACGCCAAUUCGAUCAUCAAGCAAAAACUUUGCUUUUAACAAAGAAAAAAGAAAAAGACUCAAAUUCAAUGACUCUCUAAUCAUUCCCUCUUAGGAAAAAUGUUGCCAAAUUUUCGGUUUGAGAAAACUCUUGUUUUGAAUAAACCUCUGCCAUUUCAUUUAAGUACCAUCGUCAUUGUUAAAUAUAUUAAAAUCACAAUAUAACAAAAUUAAACAAAAUUAAGACAAGUUGAUAGAAAAUCUCCCACACUUUCUCUAUGAAUAAUAAUGUAAUGGUAAUGAUUUAUAAAUGUUCAUUACUUUAACUAACAGAGCAAUAUACACCGUUAAAUUAAACAAUGGAGUGUAUAGUAUUUAUUUUCAAUUUUUCGUUUGUAAUAUAUCAAUUGAACUUAAAAAUAAUGAAAAUAAUUUUACUAAAUACAAAUCAUAAAACAUAAAAUAUUUUUAUAAAUUGUCUUUCAAUAACAAAAUAUAUAUUGCACACAUGAGCUUAUUUACGAUUUAAGAAAUGUGAAAUAUGUACAUUUAUUUUUUCUAGUUUUAAAUUUUUGUUUUCUUUUAAAUUAUUAUUUUGUUUAUUUAAUUGAAUUCAUGUGUUUUAGUAUACUAUUGUCUUCAUAAUGAUUCCCUUUACUUUUAAAGGUGAUGACACAAUGUUUAAUAAAAAAAAGGAAGUUAAAAAUCCAUAAAAUAUAUAAGUAAUAUAUAUUUGAAACAAUAGACCGUUAAAGAAUUUCAGAAAUAUAUUAAAUAAUCAACACAGGUGCAAGAAUUAAAAAACAACAAAUAAAAAACAUAACAGCGUUACACAAAACAAAAAGAUAAAAAGAAACUUAUAUCGCAAGAAAACGUUUAAAUGAAGUUUUCAAUUAUAAAGAAAAACAAAAAUAAAUCAACAAAAACAAUAGUUUAGAAAACACGAAAGUUUAAACAAAUAUAUUUCGAUUUAUAAUAAUCAGUAUUUAAACAUGGGAAAUCAAUGAUGCUAAUUGAAAACAUAACAAAAUGGAAAAAUAUAUAAACAGUAUAUAUUUAGAUUGAUGAGGAAAUGAAAUAAAAAUUUAAAAAAGUUAA